Molecule: messenger RNA, 2703 nt
Organism: Stylophora pistillata
Lineage: Eukaryota; Metazoa; Cnidaria; Anthozoa; Scleractinia; Pocilloporidae
Molecular function (GO): GTP binding
Source: RefSeq, a predicted model, not a curated record
AAGAGAAGCUGAACAGUCGAUAGGGGUGUCUGUGUUCGUAUUACUGCAAAAGAAAUAAUCCUCUAAGGAAUUUUUCCGAACACACAGAGAACUAAACGAAAGCUGGUAGAUUGGUGCUUGUAAAGAUGUUCCCAGCAAGACAGCAGCAAAAGGCAAGCGCAAUGGGCCCUGGUGCCCCUCUCCGUCUUGCAGAAGCUUUAUUAUACACGUCAGAUGAGCUUGAAAAUGGUUCCCCGUCAGUCUACAAGCUUCAUAUGAGGGAAGAAAUGAGACCAAAAGACAUGAUUGCAAGACAGAGUAUCGGAAAACCGUGCCGUAUCGGUCGUGGAGAAGCAGAAAAGGUGUUCAUGGUGGUGGGAGCAACAGGUGCUGGAAAAUCGACCUUGAUUAAUGGAAUGGCCAACUACCUUCUUGGUGUAGAAUGGAAAGAUGAAUUCCGUUUCAAGCUCAUAACGGAUGAGUCCAAAGUGUCACAAGCACACAGCCAAACGCAAGGCAUAACUGCUUAUACGUUCCACCCCAUGAGAGGUUCACUUGUGCCAUAUGCUUUCACUAUAAUCGACACUCCUGGCUUUGGUGGUACUGAAGGAUUAAAGAGAGACAAGAAAAUCACCGAGCAAAUAAAGGAAUUCUUUUCUAUUCCUCCACCUGAUGGUAUUGACCACCUUGAUGGCAUUGGAUUUGUUGUCCAGUCCUCCCAGGCACGUCUGACUCAAACACAGAAGUACAUCUUUGAUUCCAUUCUGUCGAUAUUUGGAAAUGACGUUUCGAGGAACAUAUUCAUGAUGAUAACUUUUUCAGAUGGCCAACGUCCGCCUGUCUUAGAGGCAGUUAAGGAAGCUAACAUUCCAAACUACAGCGAGAAAUUUUUCAAGUUCAACAACUCAGCUCUCUUUGCUGAAAACAACGAAUCAGGCGAAGUGGGCUUCGACGAAUUGUUUUGGAAAAUGGGUUCCGUCUCAUUCCAAAAAUUCUUCCUAGAAUUUCCCAAAGCAGAGAGCGUUAGCCUUCGUCUAACCAAAGAAGUUCUAAAAGAGCGAGAAGAGCCUCAUGUGUUGGUGGAGGGCCUGAACAUCCAAAUUACUGUGGGUCUUAACAAACUUGAAGAGAUACGUCAGGAAGAAAUUGUGAUCCAACAACGUGAAAAGGAGAUUGAAACAAACAAGGAUUUCACGUACAGUGUUGAUUUAGUCAAGCCAUUUCACAUUUCCUUAGAGGGCACGGGACGACACACCACCACUUGUGGUCCCUGCCACAAAACAUGCCACAGCAAUUGCAGGAUUAUCGAUGACGCGAACAAGUUUUACUGUUGGGCUAUGAACGAAGAGGGUAGAUGCAGAAUAUGUCCACGAAAUUGCCUUUGGUCAGAACACAAGAAUCUUCCCUAUCUGAUCGAAUAUCGCACAGUCACUGAGACUAGAACAGCAGAAGACCUGAAGAAGAAGUACCAUAAGGCUGUCAAGGAGAAAGCCACAUCUGAACAAAAGAUGAGAGCAAUAGAGGAAUCACUCCAGAAAGUGCAUGUUGAGGUGCUUACCAUGAUCAAGAGGGCUCAACAAAGUCUUCGUCGCUUGGAUGAAAUUGCACUCAAACCAAACCCGUUGACUCAAGUAGAGUACCUGGAGCUGCUUAUUGAAUCCGAGAAAAUGGACGCCAAACCUGGAUGGAAACAACGCGUCAAAUACCUUGAGGUGACCAAACGUCAUGCUGAAAUGCUAUCCAAAGUAAAAGAUGAGCGAGAGACCCAGAAGCUUAUAAAGCAGUUGUCCAGAGAUGUGGAUGUCAGUGAGGAACAAACAAGGGACUUCUUGAAGAACCUGUCGCUUGGCCAGGACAAAUGGUGCUCCCGCUUUAAGUUCUGGUGAUCACUGUAAGACUCUAAGAUUCCAGUCACAGCGUCGGAACACCGAAAUGGAGUUCUUCAACACGUUGAGUCAAGAUACAGGAUGGAACUUCAGAACUUUUACUCAAAAUACUAGAUGGAACUUUCAAACUUUUUGACACGUAAUUAGCAAUUGUCUAAAUCUUUGUGGCAUAGCAUAAAUUGAAGGAUGCAUUUCCACAAAUUAAGUUUUCUUAGUUUCCCAGAUGCGUCUUAGCUAUCUUCUAAAGCCAUGUUAUACCGUUUUAUCGUGAAAUAUCAUACGGAAAGUUCAACAAACGUGGAAAACUUUGUUUUAUUGAGCUUCAAUAGAAGUAGUUGGGAGGAGAGAUCAGCUUAUGGAUGUCUGAAGUAGGUUUAUAGUAUGUUAAUUACUAGUUAUAAGUAAGAAAUUGAAUUAACUCCAUUUCUAAGUCAACAUCAUGGUAGAAGUAUCCGAAGGAAAUAGUUCGUCUUCUGAUAGGCGCGCAUAUAGAAUAAGAAGAAAUAUUUUAAACGACUUUUCUCGGCCGAAAUUCGUAAGAUAAGCUUUAAAUAGCAAGGUGUUCGUUACCUUCAAACGACAUUAUCUGUUUUAAAAAAAGACGUUUAGAGAGUACGUGUUUGAGUCCUAGUGUAAGGAGAAUCAACCAGUAAGAUUUUCUUUGAAGGGAAGUCUAAUAUUCCUCAACGUAAACAGAACUGGAAAACCUAAGCUUCUUUUGCCCAGUUGUCAUUUCUCGAGGAUAAUUUGCGUCGUGACAGAACUAAUAUUUUGUAAAUGACCUGAAGAGUUUAGAGGUCAAUGAGAGGUCGAAAAUAGAGAGCUUAAGCACCAGACG